Messenger RNA from Osmerus eperlanus (European smelt), 7161 nucleotides. RefSeq names its product plexin-A1-like. Gene Ontology annotation, cellular component: semaphorin receptor complex; plasma membrane. Gene Ontology annotation, molecular function: semaphorin receptor activity. The record is from RefSeq and is a predicted model, not a curated record. Gene Ontology annotation, biological process: negative regulation of cell adhesion; regulation of cell migration; positive regulation of axonogenesis. NCBI's taxonomy places the organism in Eukaryota, Metazoa, Chordata, Actinopteri, Osmeriformes, Osmeridae.
AUGUCUGGAGAGCAGAGAUCUCACCUGUAUAAGUGCCGUGCUCUGCGGGGCAGCUGUGGGAUGUGUCUGAAGGCCGACCCCAGGUUCGAGUGUGGCUGGUGUGUCCAGGAGAGGAAGUGCUCUCUGCGGCAGGAGUGCUCCCCACCUGACAGCACCUGGAUGCACGCCACCGCCGGGAACAGCCGCUGCACUCACCCCAAGAUCACCAAGCUGUACCCAGAGACGGGCCCUCGUCAGGGGGGCACCAGGCUGACCGUGCUGGGGGAGAACCUGGGGCUCCAGUUCCAGGACAUCCAGGUGGGGGUGAGGCUGGGCAAGGUGCCCUGUGUACCCCUGGAGGAGGAGUACGUCAGCGCAGAGAGGAUCGUGUGUCUGCUGAGCGAUGCCACAGGUUACCGUGUCCAGGAGGCGCAGGUUGAGGUGUGCGUGAGGGAGUGUGUGGCCCAAUACAGAGCAGUCUCCCCGCGACCUUUCACCUUCGUGACCCCCUUCUUCUCGCGGGUGCUCCCCGCCCAGGGGCCUCUGUCUGGGGGCACCAGGGUCACCAUCGAGGGAAACCACCUCAACGCUGGCUCCUCCAUCAGCAUCUACAUAGGACGCCAGCCAUGCCUCUUCAAAAGGAGGAGCUCUCGGGAGGUGGUGUGUGUGACCCCUGCAGGCGGUGCCCCCGCCAGCGUGCCCCUCCUGGUGGACAUCGACUCAGCAGAGCUGCGAAACCCUGAGGUCCACUUCAACUACACCCUGGACCCCACCGUGCUGCACAUAGAGCCUGACUGGAGCAUAGCCAGCGGAGGAACUCUGUUGACCAUCAGUGGCACCAACCUGGCCACCAUCCGAGAGCCGAAGAUCCGAGCCAGAUACGGCCAGGCGGAGUCUGUCCAUAACUGCACGGUCUACAACAGCUCGAUGAUGGUGUGUCUGGCUCCCUCGCUGGUAGACACUGAGCGGGGCUUCUCGGAGGCGGGCACUAGUCCAGACGAGCUGGGCUUCUACAUGGACAACGUCCAGGGCCUGCUGGUGGUCAACCACUCCUUCAGCUACUACCCCGACCCCGUGUUCGAACCCCUCAGCCCCUCUGGAGUCUUGGAGCUGAAGCCCACCUCCCCGCUCAUCCUCAAGGGUCGUCACCUGGUCCCGGCUGCUCCUGGUAACGGCCGGCUGAACUACACGGUCCUGAUCGGAGAGACUCCCUGUGUGCUCACUCUGUCUGAUGCCCAGCUGCUGUGCGAGUGGCCCAACCUCACAGGACAGCACAAGGUCACGGUCCGGGCGGGAGGGUUCGAGUACUCCCCAGGCUCGCUCCAGAUCUACUCUGACAGCCUCCUCACCCUGCCCGCCAUCGUCGGCAUCGGAGGGGGCGGCGGCCUGCUCCUAUUGGUCAUCAUCGCCGUGUUGAUAGCCUAUAAGAGGAAGUCCCGUGACGCGGACCGCACCCUGAAGCGUCUCCAGAUGCAGAUGGACAGUCUGGAGUCCAGGGUGGCACUGGAGUGCAAGGAGGCGUUUGCAGAGCUCCAGACAGAUAUCCACGAGCUGACCCAGGAGCUGGACGGUGCUGGGAUUCCCUUCCUGGAGUACCGGACCUACGCUAUGAGAGUUCUGUUCCCUGGGAUCGAGGAACACCCGGUUCUGAAGGAGAUGGAGGUCCAGGCCAACGUUGAGAAGGCCCUCACGCUGUUCGGCCAGCUGCUGACCAAGAAGCACUUCCUGUUGACCUUCAUCCGAACCCUGGAGGCGCAGCGCUCCUUCUCCAUGCGUGACCGUGGCAAUGUGGCGUCGCUGAUCAUGACGGCGCUGCAGGGAGAGAUGGAGUAUGCCACAGGCGUCCUCAAACAGCUGCUCUCUGACCUCAUCGACAAGAACCUGGAGAGCAAGAACCACCCCAAGCUACUGCUCAGGAGGACGGAGUCUGUGGCUGAGAAAAUGCUCACUAACUGGUUCACCUUCCUUUUAUAUAAGUUCCUGAAGGAGUGUGCAGGAGAGCCUCUCUUCAUGCUGUACUGUGCCAUCAAGCAGCAGAUGGAAAAGGGUCCUAUAGACGCCAUCACCGGAGAGGCCCGCUACUCCCUCAGCGAGGACAAGCUCAUACGACAGCAGAUCGACUACAAGACCCUGACGCUCCACUGUGUGAACCCGGAGAGCGAGAGUGCGUCGGAGGUGACAGUGAAGGGACUCAACUGUGACACCAUCACCCAGGUGAAGGAGAAGCUGCUGGACGCCGUCUACAAGGGCAGUCCUUACUCUCAGAGACCCAAGACCACCGACAUGGACCUGGAGUGGCGUCAGGGACGCUUGGCUAGGAUCAUCCUACAGGAUGAAGAUGUCACCACCAAGAUAGACAACGACUGGAAGAGACUCAAUACACUGGCUCACUAUCAGGUGACAGAUGGGUCGGUGAUUGCUCUGGUACCAAAGCAGAACUCAGCCUACAACAUCUCCAACUCCUCCACCUUCACCAAGAGCCUCAGCAGAUACGAGAGCAUGUUGCGGACAGCCAGCAGCCCAGACAGCCUGCGUUCUCGCACGCCCAUGAUCACCCCCGACCUGGAGAGCGGCACCAAGCUGUGGCACCUGGUGAAGAACCACGACCACACCGACCAGCGCGAGGGAGACCGCGGCAGCAAGAUGGUCUCCGAGAUCUACCUGACCCGCCUGCUGGCCACCAAGGGGACGCUGCAGAAGUUUGUGGACGACCUGUUUGAGACCAUCUUCAGCACGGCACACCGGGGCAGCGCCCUCCCGCUCGCCAUCAAGUACAUGUUCGACUUCCUGGACGAACAGGCGGACAAACACAGCAUCACCGACUCUGACGUGAGGCACACCUGGAAGAGCAACUGCCUUCCUCAGUUCUGGGUGAACGUGAUCAAGAACCCCCAGUUUGUGUUCGACAUCCACAAGAGCAGCAUCACGGACGCCUGUCUGUCGGUGGUGGCCCAGACCUUCAUGGACUCCUGCUCCACCUCGGAGCACAAGCUGGGCAAGGACUCCCCCUCCAACAAGCUGCUCUACGCCAAGGACAUCCCCAACUACAAGAGCUGGGUGGAGAGGUACUACUCAGACAUCUCCAGGAUGCCAGUCAUCAGUGAUCAGGACAUGAGUGCGUACCUGGCUGAACAGUCUCGCCUGCACCUGAGCCAGUUCAACAGCAUGAGCGCCCUGCAUGAGAUCUACUCCUACGUAGCCAAGUACAAGGAUGAGCUUCUGUCAGGGCUUCAGAAGGAUGACCAGUCUCGCAGACAGAGGCUACGGAGCAAGCUGGAACAGGUCAUAGACACCAUGAACCUGUCUAGCUGAGCGUCAGCCAAUCACAGAGACCCCUAACUCCAACACCACGCUGAAGGACUGCAGCGACACAGGAAGCAGACCACUGGAGACACCACAGACAGAUACACACAGAGUUUUGACCUGGCCCGACCUGGCCUGGUCUGGCCUGGCCUGGCCUGGUCUGGCCCUCACAUAUCUACACAUCUAGACUAGAGCUGACAAUCCUUCCGGUACCAAACACCCAUGAAAGGUGUUGAACCCAGAGCCUUCAGGUAACUACAGCCAAACACCUGAGACCCCCCACUUCUCCCAGGACUAGACCUGAACACCACCUGCUGUAGGUACCAGGACUAGACCUGAACACCACCUGCUGUAGGUACCAGGACUAGACCUGAACACCUCCUGCUGUAGGUACCAGGACUAGACCUGAACACCUCCUGCUGUAGGUACCAGGACUAGACCUGAACACCACCUGCUGUAGGUACCAGGACUAGACCUGAACACCACCUGCUGUAGGUACCAGGACUAGACCUGAACACCUCCUGGUAACAAUACAUCUACACACCCAGGACUAGACCUGAACACCACCUGCUGUAGUUACCAGGACUAGACCUGAACACCACCUGCUGUAGGUACCAGGACUAGACCUGAACACCUCCUGCUGUAGGUACCAGGACUAGACCUGAACACCACCUGCUGUAGGUACCAGGACUAGACCUGAACACCUCCUGCUGUAGGUACCAGGACUAGACCUGAACACCUCCUGGUAACAAUACAUCUACACACCCAGGACUAGACCUGAACACCACCUGCUGUAGUUACCAGGACUAGACCUGAUCACCACCUGCUGUAGGUACCAGGACUAGACCUGAUCCCCACCUGCUGUAGGUACCAGGACUAGACCUGAACACCUCCUGCUGUAGGUACCAGGACUAGACCUGAACACCUCCUGCUGCAGGUACCAGGACUAGACCUGAACACCUCCUGGUAACAAUACAUCUACACACCCAGGGCUAGACCUGAUCACCACCUGGAGUCUACACACCUUCUAAGGCUAGCCCAGAGCUGUGCUCCUGCUGGUACCUGUGUGUGUGUGUGUGUGAACGUGGGGGGGGGGGGGGUAGAUACAGACCCAACACUGAGGAGGAGGAAGAGGUGGGGGUGUCGAUGAACUAAAGGACUCCAGAGUAUUUCCCCCACCCCCCCGUCCAACGCCCCCACCCUUCCAGAUCAACAGACAUUUUCCUGUUACCAGGGUAACCAGUGACUCUCGUGGAUGUUUUUGGUUGUCCUGAUUUCAAGUUUAGUUUUUUUUCAAAUGUCCUUAAUUUUUUUAUUAUUAAUUUUGCCGUUUUAUUCAACUGCCUACCCCCCUCCAGUGCCCUGCCACUUGUGUCACUGCUGAAUUUGCACAAUUUACUAAAAAAAAAGCUACAUCAAAAGAAGAGGAUAUAUGAAUAUAUAUAGAUAUAUAAAUACAACUUCAUUUUUAAACAAACUUAUGAAAAUAUAGUUAAAAACAUUUUCCUUUUUCAUGUACAAAGUACUUUGAGAAAAGGAUUUGAUAUUUCAAAGAUGAGGAGGACAUGUUUGGUGCCAUGUUUGAUUUGAAUGUUGUUUAGUGCAAAUACUUUUUUUCUCUUUCGAUGAAAUGUUGUUACAUCUAGUGACUAAAUCUGAGCUUAAAACAGUAGUUCAGUUAAGAAAAAAGAAAAAAGAAGAAAAAAAAGAUUAGAAACAAAUCAACCGAAGACUGUCUUUUAUUUCUUCCAGUCCAGAGAGGGUGAACUCAGUCAAUACUUUACCUGAUAAAUGAUGUAUAAAGAUCUUCGUGUCAGAAACAAUCAACUCCUGUUUCACCUGGACCUUCUAGUACACAAGGAGAGUUCCAUAGAACACUUAGAAGGCCUGGGUACAGAGUUCCAUAGAACACUUAGAAGGCCUGAGUACAGAGUUCUAUAGAACACUUAGAAAGCCCGGGUACAGAGUUCCAUAGAACACUUAGAAAGCCCGCGUACAGAGUUCCAUAGAACACUUAGAAGGCCUGAGUACAGAGUUCUAUAGAACACUUACAACACUCACGGUAUUUUCCACAGUUCCAGAAGUUUUCAAAAGAACAGAAGUUCUCUGUGAUGUAACAAACCAUCUAUGACAGGUCAAGGAUCACCAAGGAUGUCAUCGUGACUCCAACUUGGUCUGUUAUGUUAACGGAACAACAACCACUUCUUACUGCAAGUUCUUGUUAGCUAUCAGAGCUGACACUCAACUCAUCGUUAUGUUAAUGCGAAGAUCCAGGUUUAUCACGGCUGGGUCGUGGAAACAGGAGUCUCUUUCUCUCCUUUUCCCUUUCUCCAUCUCUCUUUCCCCCCUAAUGUCUCUCUCCAUCUUUCUUUCUUCCUAAUCUCUCUCCAUCUCUCUUUCCCCAUCCCUCUCUUCGUAGUGGAGGGCUCUGAGCCAGGACCAUCCUCCCUCUCUUCUCGAGGAGCAGGAGGAGGAGGUAGAAUGACAAAUGCAGAGAUCUUUGAGUCCAGAUGAGAUCGUGACACAAACUCCUUAUCUAUCAAGGUUUCUAAUGAGUGAAGACGUUUCCUUUUAAGAUGCGCUACCUUUUCUUUUGUUCUUUUUUUCGUUGUCAGAAACUUGAUCUCCUUUGUCCUUGUGUCUUUCUAUGUGAAUAUUCCUCCUGGGUUCUGCCUCCCACACGGAACGCAGAACACGCCCCGCCCUGGGUUCUCCUGAGGUCCCCUCUACCAGGAUAGACUCUGACUUUGGAACGUCUUUCUAAACACCUUUAAACAGUCCCGUCUUGAAUCAGAGACGAGAGCAGGAACCAAACCAAUAACCUGUUACCCUUCAAUGCGAUUGGCCGGUUUGUAGAAGGCGUGGUCUUGGGAAGGUCAACCCACCAUUUGACACGAACGACAAGCAAAGCCCCUCCCGGUUCCUCAUCUUUCCUGGUUGGGCUCCUCCCCCCUCUGUACAGCCAAUCAUCCGCCUCAUCCGACAAAUCCUUCCUGGUUCUCCACCUCCUCCGUUCUGUCAUUGUGGCAGACAGACAGGCCGGCAGUUAGACAGACAGGCCGGCAGUUAGACAGCCAGGCCGGCAGUUAGACAGACAGGCCAGGCCGGCAGUUAGACAGACAGGCCAGGCCGGCAGUUAGACAGCCAGGCCGGCAGUUAGACAGACAGGCUGGCAGUUAGACAGACAGGCCGGCAGUUAGACAGACAGGCCGGCAGUUAGACAGCCAGGCCGGCAGGCUUUUUGGCAGGCAGACAGGCAGACUUUUUAGGCGACAGGCAGGUAGAUAGUUGGGACAGCAGGCAGACGCAGACAUACAGACAACUUUCUCUUUGCACCAAACCUUUACGCUUGUUCUCCUACCAUGCUUUCCUCCCUCUCUCUUCCCCCUCUCUUCCCUCCUCCCUCUCUUACCUCUCCUCUUCCUCCUCCCCCCCCCCCCCCCCCGUGACCCGGCAAUCACCCAGAAUGCAACACCUGUCGAAAGCACCCACGCUAAAACCCAGGCCGUGCCGUCUUCAUAUCGCACAGAUCCUCUCUCAUCUCUCCGCCUCAGCAGGACCUCCUGAUAACCUGCUUUCAGAUGGAGUCAACCAGGACAUGUGAUCAAACAUAGAAUGCCUACACAACACACGCACACACACACACUCACACACUCCCUCAGUCAGAGAAUUAAAAAAAUAUAUAAAUAAAAGAAAAGUGAAACUUAGAGUUUUAAUGCCUGGAAUCUGAUACCUUUUUAAGAGUUUCAGAGUUGAUAUAACCUGUGACGGGUUGGUUGUUUCAUGUUCAUGUAAAUAUUCAGCUCUUUCCUAUUUUGCAGAUUUAUUACGUGUAAAUAGAGGGGCAUACUGGAGAGAUUAAACAUGUUUUUAUACAUC